Egretta garzetta (little egret) is the source of this 1791-nucleotide messenger RNA. It is a transcript of the gene COL25A1, whose product is annotated as collagen type XXV alpha 1 chain. The record is from RefSeq and is a predicted model, not a curated record. The transcript is spliced from 37 exons. The annotation marks the transcript as partial. NCBI's taxonomy places the organism in Eukaryota, Metazoa, Chordata, Aves, Pelecaniformes, Ardeidae.
UCUCGCCCACAGAAAUCCUACGAGCACUUGGCAAAAAUACGAGUUGCGAGAGAAGUGCCGCCAGAGUGCAACUGCCCACCAGGUCCUCCAGGGAAAAGAGGUAAGCGGGGCAGAAGAGGAGAGACGGGACCUCCUGGUCAGCCUGGUCCUCAAGGCCCUCCCGGUCCAAAAGGCGAGAAGGGAGAUCAAGGUGAUCAGGGCCCUCGGGGUCUGCCAGGCUUCCCCACAGUUGCUGCUCUGCACAGUAAUCAGAUCCUCACCGUCAAGGGAGACCAAGGACAAGCUGGACCCCCUGGGCCUCCAGGGCCACCAGGACCCAGAGGUCCCCCAGGAGAUACUGGCAAAGAUGGUCCUCGUGGGAUGCCUGGCAUACCGGGUGAGCCAGGAAAACCAGGAGAACAAGGAUUGGCAGGACCUCAGGGGCCUCCGGGACAAAAGGGUUCUGUCGGAGUGCCUGGUGUUCCAGGGAGAGACGGACAAGUGGGUGAACCUGGUUUGCCUGGCAUAGCCGGGGAGAAGGGAGCAACAGGACUUAAGGGUGACCCUGGAGAAAGAGGAGAAAAGGGUGAUGCUGGAGAAAAUGGACCGAAGGGUGACACAGGAGAAAAGGGUGACCCUGGUUCUUCUGCUGCAGGAAUUAAGGGUGAACCCGGUGAAUCUGGACGGCCUGGACAAAAGGGUGAACCAGGUCUUCCUGGGCUUCCUGGACUCCCUGGGAUAAAGGGUGAACCAGGUUUCAUUGGUCCGCAAGGAGAACCCGGGUUACCAGGGCUACCAGGAACAAAGGGUGACAGAGGAGAGACAGGCCCUGUUGGGAAGGGUGAGCGAGGUGAACCUGGAGUUCCUGGACCAAAGGGGAAAACAGGUGAACCUGGAUCUAGAGGCCCCAAAGGGUCAAAGGGUGAUACAGGCGACAGAGGUGACACAGGGUCUGCGGGUCCACGGGGACCACCUGGACAGAAGGGUGAUCAAGGCGCAACAGAGAUAAUUGAUUAUAACGGCAAUAUCCAUGAAGCUCUGCAGAGGAUUGCCACCCUGACUGUCACGGGGCCACCAGGACCACCAGGACCUCAAGGGCUGCAAGGACCAAAGGGAGAACCAGGAUCCCCAGGAACUCCAGGAGUUGAUGGGGAGCAGGGUCCUAAAGGCUCAAAAGGAGAUACAGGUGAUCCUGGAAUGCCUGGAGAAAAGGGAGGAAUUGGACUGCCUGGCCUGCCAGGAGCCAAUGGUAUGAAAGGCGAAAAAGGAGAUGUUGGUUUGCCUGGAGCCCAAGGUCCUUCGAUGAUAGGACCACCUGGACCACCAGGGCCACAUGGUCCUCCAGGCCCUAUGGGACCUCAUGGACUGCCUGGCCCAAAGGGUGAACCAGGGUUAAAUGGUCUUAAAGGAUUGAAGGGUGAACCAGGUCAAAAAGGUGACAGAGGGCCCCUUGGUCUUCCAGGAGCAUCUGGCUUAGACGGAAAGCCAGGACCCCGGGGUGUAGAUGGCCCAGCUGGUCCCCAUGGCCCUGCAGGUCCUAAAGGAGACAGAGGUGAAAAGGGAACUGUAGGUGACCCUGGACCCAGAGGACCAUAUGGCUUGCCUGGUUUCCCUGGUCCUCGAGGAGAAAAGGGUGAUAUAGGAGAAAAGGGAGAAAAGGGAUUCCGUGGAAUUAAGGGGGAAAAAGGGGAGCCAGGCCAGCCUGGCCUGGAUGGGCUGGAUGCCCCUUGCCAAUUGGGUCCCGAUGGAUUACCAAUGCCUGGCUGUUGGCAAAAGGGAGUCACACCAUGGCUUAUUGCUAAAAAGAGAUAA